UCCGCUAUUUCUUCAGUCUCAUCUGCAGCCUCUAUGCCUGUCUUUAUGUUACCCUUUUUCGUUCAAGCCUCUGCCACCUAUGCUGCAGAAUUGGCUUCCAAAGAAGCGAUCCAACUUGAAGCGAAUCGGCUGCGCCAGCGUUUGAUGGAGGACACGCGGAACUCGACUGAACAACGUGUCAAUCUUCAGGAGAAGAUUGAUUUUCUGGUAUUCUUAUCCAAAGUGGACUGCAACUUCGACCUCGCCUAG
Molecule: messenger RNA, 249 nt
Organism: Protopolystoma xenopodis
Lineage: Eukaryota; Metazoa; Platyhelminthes; Monogenea; Polystomatidea; Polystomatidae
Source: the annotation of a GenBank genome assembly